GACUCAGUGAGGGAGUUAACAACGAGUAUAAGACUCGAAAACAAACCAUCCACUCCUUCCGGAAGUAAACUGCGAUCAUGGCAGCUGUUGACGCCACCACCAAGGCUUUGGAGACAACCACAAUCUCCAAAACCAAGGAGUUGAAAGGCACAGAGAAAAGAGAUACCCUUAUUGCAAUUGAGAAGAAAUACCAGAAGAAAUGGCAAGAAGAUGGAGUCUUCGAACCGGACGCGCCCUCUACCACCGAAAUACCCCUCCAUUCAAUCUCCCCCGCCGACCUUCGAGCACAGCAACCCAAGUUCUUUGGCACCAUGGCUUACCCAUAUAUGAACGGGACCCUACAUGCUGGACAUACUUUCUGUGUUAGUAAAAUCGAGUUUACAGCUGGGUUUGCACGUAUGCAGGGCAAGAGAACACUGUUUCCUAUGGGCUUUCACUGCACGGGUAUGCCUAUCAAGGCGUGUGCGGACAAGCUUAUAAACGAGGUCAAGUUAUUUGGGAAGAACUUUGAGAAUUACAAGGACGACGAUGUUCUGGAAGACAAGACUAAUACACCAACGCCAAGUACGCACCAUGAAGAUGUGACGAAGUUCACAGCGAAGAAGGGCAAGGCUGCCAGCAAGGUUGUGAAGAUGAAGUACCAGUUUCAGAUCAUGCGAGCUGUUGGGAUACCUAUGGAGGAUAUUCACAAGUUUGCUGAUCCUCUACAUUGGUUGGACUACUUCCCUCCAUUGUGCAAACGAGAUCUUACGAACUUUGGUGCGAGAAUCGACUGGAGAAGAUCAUUUGUUACGACAGACGCAAAUCCAUACUAUGAUGCUUUCAUACGCUGGCAAAUGAACCGUCUCAAGGAAUUGCAGAAGAUCAAGUUCGGCAAGAGAUACACAAUCUACUCACCUAAAGACGGACAACCAUGUAUGGAUCACGACCGGAGUGAAGGAGAAGGUGUUGGACCUCAGGAGUACACUGCAUUGAAGUUGAAGGUCAAGGAGUGGGCACGAGAAGCUGAGAAAGCCAUCAAAGGCAAAGUCCCAGAGGGAGCAGACAUCUUCUUCGUCCCAGCAACCCUGCGACCUGAGACGAUGUAUGGACAGACUUGUUGUUUUGUUGGACCAAAGAUUACAUAUGGCGUUUUCAAGGUUUCAGAAAAGGAGUUUUAUGUCAUCACGGAUCGGGCAGCACGAAAUAUGUCAUAUCAAGGCGUUUUCCCUAAAAAUGGCGUUUGCGAGAAGGUUGCGGAGAUUCUUGGUUCAGCUUGCGUUGGUACACUUGUCAAUGCACCUCUCUCGGUUCACAAGGACGGUGUUCGAAUCUUACCUAUGGAGUCGGUCCUUCCUACGAAAGGCACUGGAGUUGUCACGUCGGUACCAUCUGACAGUCCAGAUGAUUUCGCCACUGUCACAGAUCUUGCGAAGAAGGCGGAAUACUAUGGUAUCAGGAAGGAGUGGGCUGAGUUGGAGAUUGUUCCUAUUAUCAAGACACCAACUUAUGGCGACUUGACGGCACCUUUCUUGGUCAAGAAGCUCAAGAUUGCAUCACCGAAAGAUACCAAGCAGCUUGAGGAAGCAAAGGAACUUGCUUACAAGGAGGGCUUCUACCAGGGUGUCAUGGUGAUCGGCGAAUUCAAAUGCGAGAAGGUUGAAGUAGCAAAGCCAAAAGUCAGACAACAGCUUCUCGAUGCCAAUGAAGGUUUUGCCUACGCUGAACCAGAGAAGAAAGUCGUAAGCAGAUCAGCGGACGACUGCUGCGUCGCAUUGAUGGACCAGUGGUAUCUCGACUACGGAGAAGAGUCAUGGAAGCAGACUGCCCUUAAAUAUGUGGAUAAUGCAGAUGGGAAGGGACUUAACACAUAUGCUCAAGAGACGAAGAACGGAUUUGAUGGUGUUCUCAAUUGGCUUAAUCAGUGGGCUUGCGCAAGAACAUAUGGUCUUGGCUCGAAACUCCCUUGGGAUCCACAAUUCUUGGUUGAGAGUUUGAGUGACAGUACCAUCUAUAUGGCAUAUUACACCAUCGCACAUCUUCUUCACAAAGACAUCUUUGGCAAGACUCCCGGUCCUCUUGGUGUCAAGCCAGAUCAAAUGGUCGACGAAGUCUGGGAUUACGUGUUUGCUCGACGAGAGCUCAGUGACGAAAUGCUCAAGGAAAGUGGUAUCUCGAAAGACGCCCUCGCAACCAUGAGACGAGAAUUCGAAUACUGGUACCCGAUGGAUCUCAGAGUAUCUGGAAAGGAUCUCAUUCCCAACCAUCUUACCUUCUGCCUCUACAUCCAUAUUGCAAUGUUCGACCCUGAGUACUGGCCAAGGGGCAUUCGUGCCAAUGGUCAUUUGCUCCUCAAUGGAGAGAAGAUGAGCAAGUCGACUGGCAACUUCAUGACCUUGGACGAUUUAGUGAAGAAAUAUGGAGCAGACGCAAGCCGCAUUGCUCUAGCUGAUGCCGGCGAUGGAGUUGCAGAUGCAAACUUCGAGGAAGAUGUUGCUGAUAAUAACAUCCUCCGUCUUUUCACUCUUAGAGAAUGGUGUGAGGAACAAGUCAAGGACCAAGACAAUCUUCGAUCGGGUCCAAAGAACGACUUCCUCGACGCUCUUUUUGAGAAUGAGAUGAAUUCCCUCGUCCAUGAAGCAAAACACCACUACGCAAACACCGAUUACAAGCUCGCUCUCAAAUCCGCCCUGUACGAUUUCACCGGCGCAAGGGAUUUCUACCGCGAAGCUAGCAUCGCAGCAGGUGUGAAGAUGCACCGCGAUCUCGUUUUGCAAUAUAUUGAGCUCCAAGCUCUUCUUCUCGCCGUCAUCGCACCUCACUGGUCAGAAUACAUCUGGCUCGAGGUCCUCAAGAAGCCUCACACUAUUCAAAAUGCCCUCUACCCCAAGACACCCGCUGCCGUCCCAGCCUUGACUGCAGCACGUGAAUAUGUCCGCAAUACAUCUUCCAACAUUACCUCAGCUGAAGCCUCUCAACAAAAGAAGAAAGCAAAGGGCAAGGACAUUGGCUAUGAUCUCAAGAAGCCAAAGAAGCUUACCAUCUUCGCCGCUGCAAGGUUCCCUGCGUGGCAGGAGAAGUACAUCGAGCUUCUCCGUGAAUAUUGGGACCCAGCCACUAAAUCAGCCAACGACAAGGAAUUGAAUGGCAAGAUCACUAAGAUGGGCGAGGCCAAGAAAGCAAUGGCGUUCGUGCAAACCUUGAAGAAGAGACUCGUAGCAGGCGAGAAGCCAGAAAUGAUCUUUGAGCGCAAAUUAGCAUUUGACGAAAUCCAAACCUUGAAGAAUAUGAUUCUAGGAUUGAAGAAAGCUGCAGGCUUGAGCGUUGUAGAAGUCAUUAAGGUGGAUGAGGGUGGGAAGAUGGGAGUUGUGGUUGGUGAGGAGAAGAAGGUCGAGGCGUUGCCGCAACCUGCUGAGGGUGCUGUUCCUGGAGUACCAACCUUCCAUUUUGAGAAUGUGGAUGCUUGAUGUGAAGUUCUUGUUUGUGAAUCGGAGUGGCUGGGCUGACAGAUAUCAUGACUUGUUGCUUUCCUGUUGAGAUGAAAUGAUAGACGAGAUAUCAUGAAUGAAAAGCAUUACAAU
Mollisia scopiformis is the source of this 3560-nucleotide messenger RNA. RefSeq names its product leucyl-tRNA synthetase-like protein. The transcript is spliced from 2 exons. Gene Ontology annotation, biological process: leucyl-tRNA aminoacylation. Bases 78 to 3446 code for a protein of 1122 amino acids. NCBI's taxonomy places the organism in Eukaryota, Fungi, Ascomycota, Leotiomycetes, Helotiales, Mollisiaceae. The record is from RefSeq and is a predicted model, not a curated record. Gene Ontology annotation, molecular function: ATP binding; aminoacyl-tRNA deacylase activity; leucine-tRNA ligase activity.